This is a messenger RNA of Lonchura striata (white-rumped munia), 524 nucleotides long. NCBI's taxonomy places the organism in Eukaryota, Metazoa, Chordata, Aves, Passeriformes, Estrildidae. The record is from RefSeq and is a predicted model, not a curated record.
CGCAGGGCCCGCGCGGGCGCCGCCGGAAGUGACGUCAGCGCGCAGCGGCUGAGGCGGGAGCGGCGCUCGGAGCGGCCCGAGGGGACGGCGCCAUGUCCUCGACGUCACAGAAGCACCGGGACUUCGUGGCGGAGCCGAUGGGGGAGAAGCCGGUGGGGAGCCUGGCCGGCAUCGGGGACGUGCUGGGCAGGAAGCUGGAGGAGAAGGGCUUCGACAAGGCGUACGUGGUGCUGGGGCAGUUCCUGGUGCUGCGCAAGGACGAGGAGCUGUUCCGGGAGUGGCUGAAGGAGACGUGCGGGGCCAACGCCAAACAGAGCCGCGACUGCUCGGGCUGCCUGCGCGAGUGGUGCGACGCCUUCCUCUGAGCCCCCUCCCCAAAAAACGGCACCCCAAAACCCCCAACCCCUCCCUGCACCCCGAAACCCCAGCCCCCGAGCCCCCCAGCCCGUCCCCGCGCCCCCAAAAAUCCCCCAAAGUCCCGGCGAGCUCCGGGUGCCGGGCGCUCCUUGGAGGGGCUGGGGGCU